UCCCGUUACUGUACGGACACGGAUUUCAAUCCGUGAUGUACUGUAACCGUUGGAUGGGUAGUUAAUUUGAUCCAACGGUUGGGGUUCAUGUAGGGGUUCAUGUAGGGGUAAUUAGGUAUGAAAAAAUGGCUACCGGUUACUUUUUUUGAAAUUUAAAUUUAUUAAAAAUGGAAAAGUGAAAAGUGACAUCCAUCCAUCAAUCAAGUCUAAUCAACCGUCGUACUCCUCCACUCCUCCACUUCUUCACUUUCAUUUUCUUUCAUUGUUCUAUUUAUCAUUCGUUUUUCCAUUUUCGUCUCUGCUAGGGCAAAGUUCUUCCUCUUCUAUUUUCUUUUCAUUUUCCAUUUUGUUUUUCCAUUUUCUAUUUUCGUUUGAGGUAGUAAAAACCAUAUUGUACAUUGUGGUGACUGUGGUGUACAUUACUCGAAGUGCCAUUGUUGGAGUUGUUAGAGGGGGGUGUCGACGGUGAGUUAUACAUUACUCCGUUCUACUUUACAUACAUUUUCUUAUUGACAGAAAAAAAAAAUAUAUUUUUGAAGGGAAUGUGGUGUUUUUCCAUUUUCGUGUACUUAAUAGUUUCAUUUUGUCUCAGGUGUGGAGGUUGAGGUGGUGAAGGGAGUUUGCAUAUCUUUGUCGAGGUUUAUAAAAUGGUAUUUAAACGGAAGAGGGGGGCUGCUGCAGACAAAAAGGAUGCAGCAGAGAUAAAGAAGAAGGAUCCGAAGGAAGCUUGGCCGAAGUACUACCAAGCCAAUUUCUAUGCUUAUGCUGAUGCACACAAAGAGAAACCUAAAGCAGAUGUGCUUCGUAGUUUUAAGGAGCAAUUCAAGCUUCUUAGCGAUGAAGAGAUUGAGAAUUGGGCUGCAUACGAAGUCGAGGCUUCCCCCUCCAAGGUUGGUGGUAGAGGGAAAGGGAAGAAGGUGAAGGAGACAUUAUCUGCUGAGCCAGGGAUUGACAACAACGAAGGUGUGGGGGACGUUCAAGUUUCUGGUCGUUGCUCAUUCGAGCGUUUGGGGAGAAUAGUCCCACUGCUCAACGAGGCUCAAAAAGAAAUGGUGAGAAAUGCCGGUUUCUCAACAUUUUUAAGGGAGGAUGCCCCGUACAUAGACGCUAAGAUAGUUAGUUGGCUGAUCGAUCACGUGGAUCCAACCACUUCUCGGCUGGAGAUAUUUGGAAGAACAAUCCAACUAUCCUCCAAGCUGUUUGAGGAUGUCAUGGGAAUCCGGGAUGGCGGAGAACCCGUGGCAACCGAAAGUGAGCGUGACCUGGUUGAGUUUGACGUCCUCUUCAAGGCCAAGGACUAG
This is a messenger RNA of Cannabis sativa, 1301 nucleotides long. RefSeq lists its product as uncharacterized. Lineage: Eukaryota; Viridiplantae; Streptophyta; Magnoliopsida; Rosales; Cannabaceae. The record is from RefSeq and is a predicted model, not a curated record. Bases 648 to 1301 code for a protein of 217 amino acids. The transcript is spliced from 4 exons.